AUGUACCUCGAAAUCAGUGUCACCACUAAACCAACACACACCACCACGACCUCCUCCUCUAACCCUCUCAACUGCACAAUAACCUACUCGGGCGUAGGCUCCGACUCUAUCGACCUCAACCCAGCCAACAACCUCAUCACCCGCACAGCCCUCUACGUCCUCCGCUGUCACUCCCAACGUACCUUUCCGCCCUCCACCCAUGUGCACAUCAACAAUCCCAUCCCCCUCGGUCGCGGUCUAGGCUCCUCUGGCGCCGCUGUAGUCGGCGGCGUCAUGCUCGGCAACAUCUGUGGGGACCUCUCCCUGCCCAAGUCACGUCUGCUAGAUUUCGCACUAAUGGUCGAGCGACAUCCCGAUAACGUGGCUGCAGCGCUUUACGGUGGGUUUGUGGGAACGUACCUGAACGAGUUGAACCCGGAGGACAUGGCGCGGAAGGAGGUCCCUCUGGCAGAGGUAUUGCCUCAACCUGCUGGAGGGGAAGAUACUGGGUUGAUGCCGCCAGUGCCACCGAAUGAUAUUGGGCAUUUCAGGCGGUUUGAUUGGAGUGGGGAAUUGAAGGCUGUGGCUAUUAUUCCAGAUUUCGAGGUCAGUACGGCAAAGGCUAGGGAGGUUUUGCCGCAGAGUUAUUCGAGGAAGGAUAUGAUAUUCAACUUGCAGAGACUUGCGUUACUAACCACAGUACUCUCGGACUCACCACCAGAUCCAGAUCUGAUCUACUCAGCCAUGCAGGACAAAAUCCAUCAGCCGUAUCGAGCUGGUCUGAUUCCAGGGCUUACAGAGAUUCUGCAAUCUGUAACACCAAAGUCACAUGCUGGACUUUGUGGUAUUUGUCUAUCUGGUGCUGGCCCAACAAUACUGGCACUAGCAACUGCAAACUUUGAAAAGAUCGCAGAGACGAUAACAGCACGCUUCAAACAGGAGGGCAUUGCAUGUGACUGGAGGAUAUUAGAACCUGCUGAGGAUGGUACAACGGUCACGGAAGUGCCUGACAGCUAA
Lithohypha guttulata is the source of this 996-nucleotide messenger RNA. It is a transcript of the gene THR1, whose product is annotated as Trihydroxynaphthalene reductase. The transcript is spliced from 2 exons. Gene Ontology annotation, biological process: L-threonine metabolic process. Lineage: Eukaryota; Fungi; Ascomycota; Eurotiomycetes; Chaetothyriales; Trichomeriaceae. Bases 1 to 996 code for a protein of 331 amino acids. The record is from RefSeq and is a predicted model, not a curated record. Gene Ontology annotation, molecular function: homoserine kinase activity; ATP binding.